Penicillium vulpinum is the source of this 600-nucleotide messenger RNA. RefSeq lists its product as uncharacterized. The record is from RefSeq and is a predicted model, not a curated record. NCBI's taxonomy places the organism in Eukaryota, Fungi, Ascomycota, Eurotiomycetes, Eurotiales, Aspergillaceae. Bases 1 to 600 code for a protein of 199 amino acids. The transcript has a single exon.
AUGGCUUCCAAACUCCAAGACCACAUCGACGUCCUCCAAACCCUCCCUCUAGCCGAGGCUAUUGAAGCAAUCGCCGAUCUCAUACCAGGCCUCACAAGCGUUGCCCCUCAAGAAUAUGGCUAUUUCGUCCAACACCCCGACUACGAAGGAAUCGGCAAUCUAAACGACAUCGGCACCCUCUGGCUGAAGCUUGGAUCCCAGUGCUACGAUGACCACGCGCCCCUGAAAGUGCGCCUCGUCCACACUUCCAUGGAUGACCCGAUCCUUGAAGUCUACAACACCAGCUACACGAUGUUGAGGAAGGGGCUCGAUGAUGGGACCGUGGUAUAUCCCCCGCCUAACGAGAAUCCCGAUUACUGCGCCUGUUGUAGCGGCGAGGCGAGUGCGACCAUCUUGGCGUGUUUCCACGAGCGCCAGGCUUUGUAUUUCACCGAGGAGGAAUACACCUCUCUUUGGGGCGACCAGCCAAAUUCAGGGCAGAGCAGUCGUGGUUGGACGGAAGAAAAUGGGUGGGGGGAGCAUAGUAUCAAUGCAAGUAGGAAGCAGAUUGAGGAAGCUCUGGCAAGGAAACCCGCUAUGGGUAUUUCUAGUAUGCUUUAG